AUGGAUGGUAGCACGAUAAGGUGGGUACAUGACAAGCUCCAAGAGGCGGCCUUGGGGUUUAGAGGUGAUGUUAGUGCAUCCAUAAAAUUUGACAUCGGGACAACUCUAUACUACCGCUUGAGACCAAAGGAGCUUGAAGAUGAUCUUUUCAAUGUUGCAGACUUGAUCAAUAAUGGAAACCUGAGAAGACGGCCCGACUUUGCGACUAUGAACAUGAAAGCUGCAGAGAAAGCGAGAUGCAUCAGUGCUUUUGAAUCUGCGAGGAACUACGCAAUUCACGGAUUAAGGCUCCUAUCAGAUAAACGAUGGGUCGACAAUCGCCCAUUGACGCUAAGACUUUACACUUUGGCGGCAGAAAUGGAGAUGAUCUUGGGAAAUGUCGAAAUGGCUGCAAAGUAUCGAGAGGAUAUACUGAAUUAUGGUAACUUUUCAAUAAUGGAGACGCUUCCACUCAAGUUGUCUAAGGCAAAGUCACUGUCGGAAGUAGCCUUGAAGUUUGAAGAGGCGGUUGCCUAUGGUCUGGCUGUAUUGAAAGAACUUGGCUGCAAGCUAGUUCUAAGCAAGAGUUUGGUCCCAGCACAGGCAAUUGUGAAGCUGAUGCUCGUACUUUCGAAGGUCAAGAAGCUGGAUGCGCAUUCCAUUGCGAGUAUUGGGACAAUGUCAGACCCAAAGGAGAAAGCAAUCGCCUCCAUCCUCGCCUACAUCAAGUAUGCUUCUUACAACAAUGGGAAUAUCUAUCUACAUACAAUUUGUUGUUGCAAACUGAUCGAGAUGACACUGAAAUAUGGGUCGAAUGAGUUUUCAGGUAUUGCUUUCGGGACGCUUGGCUCGACCGUUGUCCUUGUCCAGCAAGACUACGAAACAGCAUUACGAAUCUUUGAAUUGGCGUCUCGCGUCCAAGAGAUGUCCGGAAAUACACGUACAAGCGAGUAUCUCUACUGA
This is a messenger RNA of Cylindrotheca closterium, 942 nucleotides long. NCBI's taxonomy places the organism in Eukaryota, Bacillariophyta, Bacillariophyceae, Bacillariales, Bacillariaceae. The record is from the annotation of a GenBank genome assembly.